Messenger RNA from Alosa alosa (allis shad), 1698 nucleotides. RefSeq names its product UDP-glucuronosyltransferase 1-2-like. Gene Ontology annotation, molecular function: UDP-glycosyltransferase activity. The record is from RefSeq and is a predicted model, not a curated record. Lineage: Eukaryota; Metazoa; Chordata; Actinopteri; Clupeiformes; Clupeidae. The transcript has 2 exons. The coding region runs from base 92 to 1696 and encodes 534 amino acids.
UCAGGAAGCUGGCAUGCAUGGAAUCACAUCUAUUUGUAUUUCUUUACAACAGAAGAACAUUUCAGCCUAUUUGGUCACUUAACCUGGAAAUAUGUUUGCACAUUUCCACCACGGUCUCCUUUCAUCUCUCUUACUCACUAUGACAAUCCUCUACCUGUCGGGUCCCGGGUGCCAUGGCGGGAAGAUACUGGUGGUUCCGCUGGAAGGAAGCCACUGGGUAAACAUGGACAUUCUGAUAAGGGCUCUACACGACCGUGGACAUUCCAUCACUGUGGUACGGACAACCAAGAGCUGGUACAUCAAAGAGGACUCAACCUACUACGACUCAAUCACGGUAUCUGUCACUGAAGGCUUUGAUGAGGAAUUUAUAAAGCCAAUCCUGCAAAAACUGUUUGACAUAGAGAGGGGUAAAAGCUCAGCUUUGAAUUUCUUUAGUCUGCAGCUGGAGGCAAUGUAUUUCAUCCCCAAAUCUGUUGAUCAUGUGUGUUUAAUGGCGACCACCAUGUUCGAAGACAAAGCCCUGAUGCAGAGCCUGAAUGAGAGCCAGUUUGAUCUGGUGCUCACAGACCCUGCCUGGGGAAGUGGUAUAAUGCUGGCUCACUACCUUCAGCUACCCUUAGUCUACAAUGUCAGAUGGAUCACCACAGGGGAAGGACAUCUUACGUUAGCACCUUCACCGUUAUCCUACAUACCACUGACAGGAUCAGGGCUCUCAGACAAGAUGACUUUCUCAGAGAGGGUUAAGAACAUGCUAUUCUAUUUGCUGUUAAUGGCACAGAACAACAUGAUUCUUAAACCACGGUACCAAGCUGUGUGUGAUAAGUAUUUGACACCAAAGGUGGAUUUCUUUGAGCUGCAGCAGUCAGCAGAUAUUUGGCUGAUGCGGGUCGAUUUUGUGUUUGAGUUCCCACGCCCCACUAUGCCCAAUGUUGUUUACAUGGGUGGGUUCCAGUGUAAGCCAGCAAAGCCCCUUCCUGAAGACCUGGAGGACUUUGUCCAGAGCUCUGGAGAACAUGGAGUCAUCAUCAUGUCUUUAGGGACAUUUGUAAGUGAAGUUCCAAGUGACAUUACUGAAGAUAUAGCAGCAGCUUUUGCUGAGCUCCCCCAGAAAGUUAUUUGGAGGUACACUGGAGAGAGACCAUCCACCCUGGGUAACAACACCCUCCUAGUGGAGUGGAUGCCCCAAAAAGACCUACUAGGUCACCCUAAAAUCAGAGCCUUUGUAGCCCAUGGAGGAACAAAUGGAGUUCAAGAGGCCUUGUAUCAUGGUGUUCCAGUUGUGGGCAUACCUCUGUUUUUUGACCAGUAUGACAAUCUGUUGCGACUGAAAGAGAGAGGAGGAGCUAAGAUGCUCAGCAUUGCCACCACAAAUAAAGACACGUUCCUCCAGGCUUUGCAGGAGGUGCUCCAUGAGCCAUCCUACAGGGAGAACAUGCAGAGGCUCUCCAGGCUGCACAGAGACCAGCCAAUGCAGCCCCUGGACCGAGCCCUCUUCUGGAUUGAGUUUGUUAUCAGGAACAAAGGUGCUGCUCACCUGCGCACAGAGUCCUACAAGAUGCCUUGGUACUCCUACCACUCUGUGGAUGUGGUUGUAUUCUUACUGGCUGCGGUUAUCUCUGUUGUUGUGAUUUCCUUUGUUGUAAUCAGAUAUACAUGCUUUAAACUGUUAGGAAUGAAGAAAAUAAAACAUGAAUGAUU